Paramuricea clavata is the source of this 2208-nucleotide messenger RNA. Lineage: Eukaryota; Metazoa; Cnidaria; Anthozoa; Malacalcyonacea; Plexauridae. The record is from the annotation of a GenBank genome assembly.
AUGGCCGAAAAAGAAGAGUUGACUCGAAAGAAAAGAUGUCGAAACGGACAUAGAACCUCAGCGAAACGAAUUAUGGCGUCUAUAGGCGAAACUCUUAUGAGUGUGGCGGAGAAAUCGCAGUUAACUCCGCAUAUUGCGAAGUUAAAACAACAAAAGUCAACACUCGAAGCGAAGUUGAAAUCACUCCGAGAGCAAGAUGAAGCUAUUUUGGCGCUGGUAAGUGUAGAGGACAUAGAAUUAGAGAUUGAGCAAGGGGAUAUUUCACGAGAGAAAAUCGAGUCUGUUAUUAUUGAAGUACAAAUGGCUUUAGAUGAAUAUGAGAAAUCAAUUACUACACAAUUGAAUACUGAAAACAAUGUCAUAACCCCAGUUACCCCUACGCAACCCACUACAUCCAUAACAGGGAAUAAUUCAGAAACUGCCAGUAACCAUGGUGACAACAGUAUACAAGCUGACCCUUCAAAUUUCAUGAAUAAUUACACCAAAAUACCCACAGUAAAGUUGCCAAAGUUAAAUCUUAGGGCAUUUCGGGGAGAUCCCACAUCUUGGGCGACAUUCUGGGAUACUUUUGAGUCGUCAAUUCACAACAAUCCCACACUAUCAAGUAUUGAUAAAUUUAAUUACCUCUCGUCACUUGUGGAAGGAACAGCAGCAGAUGCAAUUGCAGGAUUAACCUUAACCACUCUAAAUUAUGAAGAAGCCAUCAAAAUAUUGAAGAAGCGGUUUGGUAACAAACAGCUUGCAAUCAAUAAACACAUGGAUAUUCUGUUAAAUCUAGAGCCAGUUACUUCUCCACAUAACUUAAAGGGACUGAGAACACUUUAUGACACUGUAGAAUCUCAUAUCAGAGCUUUGAAAUCACUUGGGGUACAGGCAGAAACAUAUGGCACUCUAUUAUGCUCAAUGUUACUCAAUAAGUCACCUCAGGAAUUGUGCAUAAUAGUGAGUCGAGAAGUACAAGGAGAUGUUUGGGAAUUGGGACACUUGCUUGAGUUGAUUGAGAAGGAGCUAGAGGCCCGAGAAAGAGCAACUGCAAAUACCAACAGGGAGACUUGGCCCCAUUACCAAACAAAGAAAUUUUCCAAACCACAACCCUCAAUUUCAACCUUGCAGACAGGGGGUACAUCACCGACAUGCACCUACUGUCAGCAGUCACAUACCUCAAAUAGUUGCACCAAUGUCUCUAACAUCACAGCACGAAUUGACAUUAUAAAGCGAAGUGGACGGUGUUUUCUCUGCUUGAGAAAAAAUCAUUUAAGUCGUGAUUGCAACUCUAAGUCAAGAUGUCAUAAAUGCAAUGGUAAACACCACAUAAGUAUAUGCACCAAGAAUAGCAGUCAUAACCAUGCCCAGAAGACCCCAUCCGAUACAGAGCUUAAGCAACAACAGCAUGAACAAACCUCUGAGAGCAAAAUCUCAAGCAACAAACCCAGUAGAUCAAAUCAAUCAGGGAAUAGUGGCACAAAAUCAUUGUUUACAAGUACCAAGACCCCAAUACUUCUUCAAACUGCAAAGGCAACAAUCCUUCCUGUGAGUAGAAAUGGUAAGAGUGGGAACGUGAGAGUUAUCCUAGAUGGCGGAAGCCAGAGGUCCUACAUCACCAGUCGGACACAAGAUUUACUAAGCCUACCCACUGAGCGAACUGAAACAAUGUCAAUAAAAACUUUCGGUUCUGGAGAAGAAAAUCUAACCACCUGUGAUUCAGUCAAUUUUAUUCUAGAAAGUCACACUGAUAAGAUACAGUUGUCCUUGUCAACCUUUGUUGUACCCACCAUAUGUGAACCACUGCAAUACCAACUUGUCUCACAAUCCCGCCACAAUUACCCUCACUUACACGACCUAGUAUUAGCUGAUGAUUCAAUGGGAGAACUUGACUCGGAAGUGGACAUACUUAUCGGUUGUGAUCAGUAUUGGGACAUAGUGACAGGAGAGAUUCGAAAGGGAACAAAUGGUCCGACAGCUAUCAACACCAACCUUGGAUGGGUCCUGUCCGGACCAGGCGAGAACCAUUCACAACAGAGAUUGGAAGCAUCUGUAAACAUGUCAUCCACUCAUGUUUUGCAGCUUGAAACCCCACCAUCCCAACCAAUGCACCACGAAGAUGACCAACAACUGAGACGAUUCUGGGAUUUGGAGUCACUCGGUAUAUCAAAGGAAGAGAAGUCGGUUGUUGAAGAAUUCACAAGUACCAUAGGUUUCAAAACGUGA